Nylanderia fulva is the source of this 612-nucleotide messenger RNA. RefSeq lists its product as uncharacterized. The record is from RefSeq and is a predicted model, not a curated record. Lineage: Eukaryota; Metazoa; Arthropoda; Insecta; Hymenoptera; Formicidae. Gene Ontology annotation, cellular component: membrane; axon; neuronal cell body. Gene Ontology annotation, biological process: male courtship behavior; sensory perception of taste; chemosensory behavior.
AUGUGUACUAGAAGACGAAAUAAAUUAAUUUUAUGUAUUCCGCGAAGUACAAAAGAACCAAUAAAAUGUAGACAAUACAUGUGGAUUAUAAUGCACAUUCACCUAGAAUUAUGUUUUAUAUCACGCGAGAUAAAUAAAGUAUUCAGUAUACAAAUGACAUUGGAAAUGGCAUCUUAUUUCACGUUUUUUAUUGAAUUGUGUUGCAAAAUUUACGGGAUAUAUCUAGAGAAUCCAGACAAUGAUGAGAAUACAUUUCAACAAGUUUUAAACAUGGAUACUUAUGUCUGGGUCAUUGUAUGUACUGUAAAACUUCUUGCAUUAAAUCAUGUCUGUCAAAUUAUUUGCGAUAAGGCGAACGAGACAGUGGCAAUUCUUUAUAAACUGUCCAACGAUCAUUCGGAUAAAGAUUUUCGGGAGCAGAUUCUACAAUUUAUACUACAAAUAAAACGAAGAGAAAUAAAAUUUUAUGGUAUGGGACUUUUCUAUUUCGGUUACGAUCUCAUACGUAAGUUCUACACGACAGCUGCAACCGUGUUGGUGAUUAUAAUACAAAUGAAUAUAGAUUUUAAUAAGUACAUAAUAUCAUUUGAUGAUGUAAUCGAUGAAAAUUAA